Molecule: messenger RNA, 1616 nt
Organism: Cottoperca gobio
Lineage: Eukaryota; Metazoa; Chordata; Actinopteri; Perciformes; Bovichtidae
Gene: mat2b
Product: methionine adenosyltransferase 2 non-catalytic beta subunit methionine
Exons: 7
Coding region: 301-1278 (325 amino acids)
Biological process (GO): S-adenosylmethionine biosynthetic process
Cellular component (GO): methionine adenosyltransferase complex
Molecular function (GO): methionine adenosyltransferase regulator activity
Source: RefSeq, a predicted model, not a curated record
GCUUCUUUCUAAAGUAUGGAUCCCUGCGCUUCGGACAGGGUCUCGCGGUGUGUCCCUCCUCCCUGCAACCAAAACAGCCAGACGUAGAGCUUAGGGGGAAACGACAAUUUCGUUUCUACACCUGUGGGAGGCAGCAAUGCACUAAACUGGGCCUAGUCUGCCCGAGAAAGAAGAAGCAGCAGAAGGAAAAAAAGAACAAGAACAUUAUUUUAGGCGGACUGACGGGCAGUUUGAUCUGCUGCUGCAGGAUUAUCUUCACAUCCUGCUGAUUUAUACUCUGCGGGUCUGUUGGAGCACAUCAUGCCCGGAUUUGAGCUCAGAGGUUCAGAGGAGGAGGCGAUGGUACCGGCUCAGAGGGUCCUUGUUACCGGGGCGACCGGUCUCCUGGGGCGGGCUGUUUGCAGAGAGUUUCAGAACGGCGGCUGGUUGGUCAUCGGUACGGGAUUCAAGAGAGCGAGGCCCCGCCUCCUCCGCUGUGACCUCACAGACGAGGAUGCCGUCAGAGGACUGCUGCAGGAGUACAAGCCUGACGUGGUGGUGCACUGUGCAGCAGAGAGACGUCCAGACGUCGUUGACAGACACACUGAAGCUGCCGUCAACCUCAACGUGCACGCCACGGGCACGCUCGCCAGGGAGGCAGCUGUCUGCGGGGCGUUCUUCGUGUACAUCAGCACCGACUACGUGUUCGAUGGGAGGAAUCCUCCGUACGGAGAAGACGACAGCCCGAGUCCUCUGAACGUUUACGGACGCAGCAAACUGGAAGGGGAGAGAGAAACACUCAGACACUGUCCAGGUGCCGUGGUGCUGCGGGUGCCCGUCCUGUACGGAGAGGUGGAGUGGGUGACGGAGAGCGCGGUAACGUCUCUGUGGCUGAAGGUCCAGCAGCCGGCGGAGGACAGUACUCUGGAUCACUGCCUGCAGAGGUUCCCCACAGACGCCCGGGAUGUAGCUGCUGUCUGCAGGAAGCUGUCGGAGAGAGGGAGACAGGAUCCAUCUAUCAGAGGAAUCUUUCACUUCUCGGCUAAAGAGCAGAUGACCAAAUAUGAGAUGGCCGUCGCCAUCGCUCAGGCCUUCAACCUGCCGUCCAACCACCUCAUACCUCUGACCGAGCAGCUGACUCAGCAGUCGACUCUUCGUCCAAUCAACAGUCAGCUGAACUGUUGUCGUCUGGAGCUCCUAAACCUAAGCGUGGAGCCGCGACCUUUCACCUCCGCCAUCACCGACUGUCUGUGGCCCUUCACCCCGGACAAAUGCUGGAGACAGACAGUCUUCCACUGAGAGACAGACAGAGCGACGGGUAGAGACAGCCAGCUAGAGACCGACGGGUGUUAUGACUUUAUAUCUGUACACAUGGUUUUAGUUUUUGUCUUUUUAUUUAAAAUGGUAUGUAUUUUGUUUGUCAAUGUGCAUGAUGUCGUCUUUCAACAUGACCAAUGACUUAUUUUGAAAAAGACAGUUCACUGUACGAUGUGAGAGGACAGACCUUUAGUGUAACGUCUGAAAGUUUAACAAGUGAUUCCGAGUUUGAGUUUUCACUGCAGGUUACAUAGUAUUCCAUGAAAAAUGCUGUUAAACAAAAAGUCAUUAAAUAAAAUACCUUGGAGGUAAUGUCUGUU